Molecule: messenger RNA, 1494 nt
Organism: Ostreococcus lucimarinus CCE9901
Lineage: Eukaryota; Viridiplantae; Chlorophyta; Mamiellophyceae; Mamiellales; Bathycoccaceae
Exons: 1
Biological process (GO): glutaminyl-tRNAGln biosynthesis via transamidation; mitochondrial translation
Molecular function (GO): glutaminyl-tRNA synthase (glutamine-hydrolyzing) activity
Source: RefSeq, a predicted model, not a curated record
GAAACCGUCGUGGGCGUUGAGAUUCACGCGCGACUCGCGACGCGGUCGAAACUGUUUAGCGGCGCCGCGUCCGCGUACGGCGGCGACGCGAACGCCCGCGUCGCGCCGUUCGACGCGGCGCUGCCCGGAACGCUGCCCGUGCUCAACGCCGGCGCGGUGGCGCGCGCGAUCAAGCUCGGGAUCGCGCUCGAGGGGACGGUGCAGCUGAAGUCGAGCUUUGACAGAAAGCACUACUACUACGCCGACUUGCCGCACGGGUAUCAGAUCACGCAACAGCGCGAACCGAUCGUCCGGGGAGGGAUCGUGCGAUGCGUCGGUGUAGAAAACGCUCGGGAAGGCGACCGGGACGGCGGUCGAACGCGGCGUGGGUGGUUGACGGUUGGCAUCGAGCGCGUGCAGAUGGAGACGGAUACGGGCAAGAGCCAAACCGUCGGCGCGGAGGCCGAGGCGGCGCAAGGGACGCUGGUCGAUUUGAAUCGCGCGGGACAGGCGCUGGUAGAAAUCGUGAGCGAACCGGAUAUGCGAAGCGGGGAGGACGCGGCGGCGUGCGUGGAGGCGUUGCAGAGGAUGUUGCGGUAUUUACACGUCAGCGACGCGAACAUGGAGGAGGGGUCGUUGCGAUGCGACGUAAACGUGAGCGUGCGCACGGCGGAGGAGCGCGAGCGAGGCGUUUUUGGCGAACGCGUGGAGAUUAAAAAUUUGAAUAGUCUUCGAAGCAUCGUGCGGGCGGUGAAGUACGAAGCGAAGAGACACGUCGACGUGUUGACCGCCGGCGGGCGCAUCGAGCGCGAGACGCGCGCGUUCGACACGAACACCGGAAAAACCACGGUGCUUCGAACCAAAGAAAACUUGCUCGAUUACCGAUUCACGCCUGAGCCGGACUUACCGCCGUUGGUGUUGAAUCCGGCGGAUGUGGAGGCUAUUGCAAAUAGGAUGCCGGAACUCCCGAACGCGGCGUUCGAGCGCUUGAUGGAGAGCGGCGCAUCGGAGUCCGCGGCGAGUACCAUCAUCGCUUUUCCAUCGACGUUAAAGUAUUACGACACCGCGGUUGACAGUUGCGGCGCCGCUAAGGCGAGCGAUGUGGCCAAUUUUAUUGCGAAUGAAAUCAUCGGCGCCGCGCGCAAAGAUGCCGGAGCGUCGCACAAAGAACCGCUAUCAUCUCUACCGCGCGCGGCGUCGGCGCGACGCGUGGGCGAAUUGUUGGGUAAAGUCGCGAACGGCGAUCUGAGCGGACGCAUGGCGAAACAAGUCUUAGAGGCGCUCAUGAAUAGCGAUGAACGCGCGUUGGCUGAAAUUGUCGAGGACGUGUGCGGCGGCGGUCAAAUGUCGAGCGACGAUCAAUUGCAAGAUAUCUGUCGCGCUGUCGUCGACGAGAUGCCGAAAGAGGUCGAGUUGUUUCGUGGUGGAAAAUCCAAGCUCAUGGGCGCGCUCGUGGGAGAGGUGAUGAAGCGCACAAACGGUCGAGCGAAUCCCAAAGACGCGAGCAAGAUGCUC